GAGAGCUCAAGAACCACCACGAGCCAAAAACUGGAGCCCAGGGAAAGCAACAGCCAAACCAAACAUGGUGGCGAUGCUCGCGCGCGCCGGCGUCACAGCCACCGCCGGGAAAGGCCUCUCGCGCCCCACGGGCCGCCGCCAGCGCAAUGGCAUCGUCGUCGCGGCGGUCACUAGAACGGGGACUGGUGUGCCACAGGAGGGGGCGCUGGAGCGGCCGGCGUGGUCCGGGGAGACCCCUCUGUCGCGGCUGGUCGGCGCUCUCAUCGCGUUCAAGCCGCUCUACUCGCUAUUGAAGCUCGCCUCCCGCGAGGUCAUCAUCAGGACGGCGGAGAAGUCGAACAUCCCGUGGAGGGAGAUGACGAAGGAGGUGCUGGAGUCGGACGUGUACGAGGUGUUCGAGAGAAUCCAAGACCCAAACCUCGUGUACCCUGACUAUUAUCUCAACCCGUUUCAUGCCUACGACGAAGGGAAUCUAUCAUGGCUGGCUGCAGCAGAGGCUGAACCGGCAACAAUGUCAAUCGCAAAGAGGGCCAUACCUGAUGCUACAUCGAUCGAAGAGGCGAACCAAAUCGUCCGCGGGAACUGGCUGAAUGUAAUUGAGGAGCAUCAUGUCAAGUACUCGGGGAACUGUCAAGUAAAUGACAUCUUGGACAUUGGCUGCUCUGUUGGAGUAAGCACCAGAUACCUCGCCGAGAAGUUCCCUUCAGCUCAAGCUGUUGGGCUCGACCUAUCACCAUACUUUCUUGCUGUGGCAGCACAAAAGGAAGAAAAAUUGUUACGGCCAAACCCUAUUCGUUGGGUUCAUGCGAAUGGUGAAGCGACUGGGCUGCCCUCUGAUUCAUUUGACCUUGUCUCCCUUGCUUAUGUGUGCCAUGAGUGCCCAGCACGAGCAAUAACCGGAUUGGUGAAGGAAGCAUUCAGGGUCCUUCGCCCAGGAGGAACAAUCGCCUUAACAGACAAUUCGCCAAAAUCCAAAGUACUUCAGGAACUAUCCCCAGUUUUGUUCACUCUGAUGAAGAGUACCGAGCCUUUCCUUGACGAGUACUACAUGUUGGAUUUGGAGGAGACAAUGAGAAAAGUCGGCUUUGUUAACGUUUGCUCCAUCCUGACAGACCCCAGGCACAGAACAGUCACUGCAACCGUGCCUUACUAAUUGGGUCAGACCUUCAAAUCCCAAACCCGGCCGGUACACAACAAUUGACUAUUUAAAAUUUUGUAUGCUUACUGAGAUGGUUGCAUUUGUAUAAAGUUGAAUAUAUUCUGCAUGUCUGUUCACGCAGUGAACAACCAACCAAAGUACACCAACUUAUGAAGUCCAACACUGCGACUGAUAUGAUCAGAUAAUCGGUGCAUUUGUUCAUAUCCUCAUA
This is a messenger RNA of Sorghum bicolor (sorghum), 1370 nucleotides long. RefSeq lists its product as uncharacterized. Bases 65 to 1153 code for a protein of 362 amino acids. The record is from RefSeq and is a predicted model, not a curated record. The transcript has 8 exons. NCBI's taxonomy places the organism in Eukaryota, Viridiplantae, Streptophyta, Magnoliopsida, Poales, Poaceae.